AUGUCCAAAUUUGACCCCUACGAACACCUCAACGUCUCUCUCAACCGAGACGGCUCAUUAACCCGCUACGUCAAGCUCCCCACCUCCACCGCCACCGGCGACGCCCAAAUCGCAGGCCAUGCCGUCCUCAGCAAGGACGUCACCCUCGACUCCGAGAGGAAAACAUGGAUGCGAAUCUACCGCCCCACUAAGCUCUCCUCCGUCGCCCGCCUCCCCAUCAUAAUCUACUUCCAUCCCGGUAGCUGGAUAAUGAUGAGCGUUGCCGAUACCCUCAUCCACGAGAAAAGCAACCGCUUGGCCGCCGAAGUUUCCUCCAUAGUCAUCGCCGUAGAGUUCCGCCUUGCGCCAGAGCAUCGCCUACCGGCGCAGUACGAGGACGCCAUGGACGCCCUCCUUUGGGUCAAGAACCAGUCGUCUGACCGCGUGAGAGGCGAUCCAUGGAUAAGGGACUACGGCGAUCUCACGAGGUGUUACCUCUACGGCGUGAGCUGCGGUGCUAACAUCGCGUUCAACGCCGCACUGCGGCUGCCGGAUAUGAGGCCGCAGCCCCUGAAACUCGCCGGAAUCAUACUCAGCCAGCCGUUCUUCGGCGGGAAGAAGCGAACUGAAAGCGAGCUAAAGCACGCAACAGACGAGUAUUUCCCGCUGCCGGUUCAAGAUCUGGUGUGGGAACUGGCGCUGCCGGUCGGAGCCGACCGCGAUCACCGAUUCUGCAACCCAUCUCUGGAUGAGGCGAUGAAGAAGAAAGCGAGGAAUCUGUGUAGGUGUUUAGUGGGAGUGCGCGUUGACGCGCGGUUCGACGACGUCGGAUUUCAUGGGAUUGAUUUGAUCGACACAAGGAGGGCAACUGCCAUUCUUAAUUUCAUCAAAGAGUUUGUUUGA
Messenger RNA from Sesamum indicum (sesame), 882 nucleotides. NCBI's taxonomy places the organism in Eukaryota, Viridiplantae, Streptophyta, Magnoliopsida, Lamiales, Pedaliaceae. The record is from RefSeq and is a predicted model, not a curated record.